GUCGUCAGUUCAUCUCCGUCUGCCUGCCGCUGGUGCAGGUGAGGCCUAUGCGGGAAGAUGGCGACGGAAAAACCGAAGCAUGAAGGCAGGGUUAAAAUUGGACACUACAUUCUCGGGGACACGCUUGGGGUGGGCACAUUUGGAAAAGUAAAAGUGGGUCAGCAUGAGCUGACCAAACACCAAGUGGCCGUGAAGAUCCUGAACCGGCAGAAGAUUCGCAGUCUGGACGUGGUGGGGAAGAUCCGCCGGGAAAUCCAGAACCUCAAGCUCUUCCGCCACCCUCACAUUAUUAAACUGUACCAAGUCAUUAGCACACCAACAGACAUCUUUAUGGUGAUGGAGUACGUAUCAGGAGGAGAGCUGUUUGACUACAUCUGUAAAAACGGCAAGCUGGACGAGAAGGAGAGCCGGCGGCUGUUCCAGCAGAUCAUCUCCGCCGUGGACUACUGCCACCGGCACAUGGUGGUGCACCGGGACCUCAAGCCCGAGAACGUCCUGCUGGACGCCCACAUGAACGCCAAGAUCGCCGACUUCGGAUUAUCAAAUAUGAUGUCCGAUGGAGAAUUCUUGAGAACGAGCUGUGGGUCUCCAAACUACGCUGCUCCUGAAGUCAUAUCUGGAAGAUUGUACGCGGGGCCCGAGGUGGACAUCUGGAGCAGCGGCGUGAUCCUGUACGCGCUGCUGUGCGGGACGCUGCCCUUCGACGACGACCACGUGCCCACGCUCUUCAAGAAGAUCUGCGACGGCAUCUUCUUCACGCCUCAGUACCUCAACCCGCAGGUCAUCAGCCUGCUCAAGCACAUGCUGCAGGUGGACCCCAUGAAGAGGGCCACCAUCAAGGAGAUCCGAGAGGACGACUGGUUCAAGCAGGACCUGCCCAAGUACCUGUUCCCUGAGGACGCGUCCUACAGCAACACCAUGAUUGACGAGGAGGCCCUCAAGGAGGUGUGUGACAAGUUUGAGUGCACAGAGGAGGAGGUGCUUACAUGUCUCUACAGCCCCCCUGUCCCUUCCGCCAGCCGGAAUCAUCAGGACCCCCUGGCCGUGGCCUACCACCUGAUCAUCGACAACCGGCGCAUCAUGAGCGAGGCCAAGGACUUCUAUCUGGCCUCCAGUCCGCCGGACUCCUUCCUGGACGACCUGCCCGCCCACCACUUCACCAAGCCGCACCCCGAGCGCAUGGCCUACCUGGUGGCCGACGCCCAGCCGGCGGCGGUGCGGCCCCGCCACACCCUGGACGAGCUCAACCCGCAGAAGUCCAAGCACCUGGGCGUGCGGCGCGCCAAGUGGCACCUGGGCAUCCGCAGCCAGAGCCGGCCCAACGACAUCAUGAGCGAGGUCUGCCGCGCCAUGAAGCAGCUGGACUACGAGUGGAAGGUAGUGAAUCCCUAUUAUUUGCGCGUGAGGAGGAAGAAUCCUGUUACAGGCAUGCAGACGAAGAUGAGCUUACAGCUCUACCAAGUGGACAGCAGAACGUACCUGCUGGACUUCAGGAGCAUAGAUGACGAUGUGAUGGAGGCCAAAUCUGGGACUGCAACCCCUCACCGCUCCGGCUCAGUGGGGAACUACAGAAUGGCCCUGAAGAAUGACAAGACUGAGAAGGGCGAGGUGGUGGACGGAGAGGCCUCGGCCCCCUCCACGCCCCCGGUGACCCAGGCCCACGGCCGCGACGGCUCGCUGGCCUCCUCGCUCACCUCCUCCGUGGACUCGACCGGAGGUGAGCCGUACCCGCGACCCGGCAGCCACACCAUCGAGUUCUUCGAGAUGUGCGCCAACCUCAUCAAGCUGCUCGCGCGAUAGCUCUCAGUUGCUCACACCGCCUUCUGCUCUCUCUCUCUCUCUCUCUCUCUCUCUCUCUCUCUCUCUCUCUCUCUCUCUCUCUCUCUCUCUCUCUCUCUCUCUCUCUCUCUCUCUCUCUCUCUCUCUCUCUCUCUCUCGUUUCUGUCAUACCAUCUCCUUGGAUUGUCUCUUUCUCUCUGUCUCACUCUUUGUGUCUUUAUAGCAAUAAGCAUGUUAACAGACUCAUUGCUCUACAUCAUUCCACGCAGCUGGAUGAAUAUGAUUGGUUCAUGGAUGCACUGAGGUGGACGUUUCAUCGCUCUGAUUGGGUGACAGAAAGGGGAGAGAUUAGAUUUAGUGGGGCACUGUUACAGAACACUGCACCUGGUGUGCUUGAGUCCUGUGUGGGUUCUGCGGUGUUUGCCUGCAGCUCAGAGUCCUGAUAUGAUUAAGAAUGGAUUCAGUGAUUUACUACACCAUAAUGAUUUGAUGUAUGAACAUUUAUCAAACGUUUAGUUGGUAAUACAUUGGAGUCGAGUCAGUUUACCCUCUGUUAGUCACACUGUUCAGCUCCCAGUCACAGAGGAUAUCGUUUCUCAAUGUGGCCUUGAAAGGGAAAACUGUCAUAGGUAUCUGGACAGGGACAAUUAAAGGUGUAUAUAACUUCCUGUAGCAAAAUUAUGUUUAGAAGUAGGCUUGAACCCCAUUACCUAAUUUCAAAAACCAUGGAUAUCAGUGAGUUACAUGAAAGUACAAUUAUUUAAUCUCAGAACCUGUUGGUGUUGGUGCUUCAGGCAAGCAUCUUGGGACUCUCACACAGCCAUCUCAAGGUAGCAUGACGUGGCUUCGUGUUCUGCAGAUUUCAGUGCCCCUUGAGAGGAGAGAGAGGAAGGGAGAAGGCAGCGGAACUGAGAAAUCUUUGCUACGCCACUUUACUGAAAUAUUCGUCAUUUUACAGAUUGUUUUUGGUAGUCUUCACAAAGAAAUUUGCCCCCCCUCAACAGUGACCACAAACUUAACUUGCCCCAGUGUUUUAUGAAUGACUGAAAGUGAUACACUGAGCUCACUGUACUGUAUCCAGAUAGAGUUGCAAGAUUACGUGUGUGUGCGAGAGAGUCUGUGUGUUUGUAUGUGUGUGUAUGUAUGUAUGUAUGUAUGUGUGUAUGUGUGGGUCUGGUCACACUGAUCUUUUGAUUAGCUGCGUGGUGGGAAGCACUUUUGUUAAGCAGUUUUGUUUUCAUACCUGCUGCUCCGCUUCGCGCUAACUGGCGCCUGAACGGCCAGCAGAUCCAGGCCUCGGAGGUCUUCUGAGCACCCAACCCUGCCCACCCCCAACACCCCCCGACGGGCCCAGUCAAAGGCCUGUCAAAGACCACAGUCCUCCUGGCAGACCCAGAGGUCAUAUGACCAUCCAGCACUCUAGAGGCCCAGGGCCCCCCAAGCAUGCAGGACAUUUAGGGCCUAGUAGCUUUCUAGAGCAUCAGGUCCCAGUUAUCAGGGGCCCGAGCAGCCAUGUUGAGUGCCCAGCUCGGCGCUGUAGGGCUAACGGCUAUCUGAAUGCCUGUAGCACCAGUACCCAAGUCGCUCUGUGAGGAAGUGCAAUGCCCCCGUGUCUCUAUGUUCAGGAAAAAAAAGAAACAUUUUUAUUUUGAAUUUUGUUUGGAUUUGUUUUUUUUUUUUAAGCAGAGGUUGUUUCUUGUCUCGGAAGUUCUGAAUGGUCUGUUCCUUACAAUUUUAUAGACAUAUAUCUAUAUAUUCAGAAUAAACAAUUGUGUUUGGAUCUAUAUUUAUCAGUGCUCAUAAGUAUAGCAGAUUAUAAUGUGGAUUUAUGGACUUUGAAUGAUUCGCUUUUUAAAAUGAUUAUAUAUUGCUGGAUGACGUUUUAUUUGAUACACGUUUGUUUUUUUCCUUUUUUUAACUUUAGGUUUUAAUUGAAAAAGACCACUGGUUAGAUGGACCAGGGAGGUAUUGUCAGAUGACUUAUGAUUGAACUUGAUCUUUAAAACAGAAGUUCUCAUUCCAGCGAGCAAAGUGGGAUGUCAGAAUUAACCUUAGAGUGAGUGUGGAAUAAUCAUAGGGAUAAUUCAUGUCAAGGUUAGCCUUAAAAAAAAAAAAAAGGAAGUCAACAGUUAACAUUUUCCUUCUUGAAAUUUAAUUCUGCUGAUUUUGACUGAGAUGUUAAUUGCCUGACACAAAAAAGUUUGAUGCGCAUGACAAUUGUAGUUACGGACACUGUUAUAUAUUUUUGUUACUGGUAACAACGCGCAAGUGGGAUUUGCAUGUAGCAACCAUUUUGACUACAUGAAAGGAUUUGUUUAGGUUUUUGCAAUCGAAGGGUUGAAAAGGAACUAAUUAGACAUGAACUCAGACACACUCGUAUUGAGCCGGCUGAAGCGGCAGUGGUCUAUUUAAAAAAGGAAAAAAAAAUCUGAAGAGGUGUACCUAGUCCUUUGAACUGUGUUCCCAGGUCCAACCUGAUUGUGUUUGUCACAUCACUCUGAUAUGUUCUUGGAUGUCUGUCCUCAGUAACAGUCUUGAAUCCGCCUCUGUUAGUUUGUCAGAUGCCUUAUCAUGCGAUUUACUUGUGUUCUGGAUUCAGGAAGAGUCUGUUUCUUUGUGUGUGUGGGUGUCAUAUGUCCCUAUGGUACCACAGGAACCAAGUGUUGGUAUGACGUGAGAUAAAAAUGUUUCUGAGAGGCACACAGUAGACCAUAGUCGUAACGGAUGAUUCCAAUAGGAAGUGUGUUUUUUUAAGUGCUUUCUUGAAUGGUCUGGGACCCAAUAGGAGCACACACUUCUUUAAAAAUGUUUUUUUUUUAAUUAUUAUUUCUUCUCUGCAUUAUCAUGCCUGGAUAUGCGAUAGAGUGCUUGCACUUCUGAUGAUGAGAGAGGAUGGAAACAAGCAUCUAUCGCUGACAUCAUGUCUUAACUGCUUUUGAGAAUCUUUACCUUUUUUUUUGGUGUGUGGAAAGGGACCCAGUUCUGAGGUUUGACCUUUGUAAAGUUAUUGAUUGUGUAUUAAAAAACAAAAAAGAAAAUGAAAAGAAAAAUUUGUACACACAACUGCCUAAUAAACUGCUAAAUCGCA
Sardina pilchardus (European sardine) is the source of this 4867-nucleotide messenger RNA. It is a transcript of the gene prkaa1, whose product is annotated as protein kinase, AMP-activated, alpha 1 catalytic subunit. Gene Ontology annotation, biological process: protein phosphorylation; intracellular signal transduction. Gene Ontology annotation, cellular component: cytoplasm. Gene Ontology annotation, molecular function: protein serine/threonine kinase activity; ATP binding. The transcript is spliced from 10 exons. The record is from RefSeq and is a predicted model, not a curated record. Lineage: Eukaryota; Metazoa; Chordata; Actinopteri; Clupeiformes; Clupeidae. The coding region runs from base 58 to 1800 and encodes 580 amino acids.